UGGAAGGUGGCGUCACAAGGCUUUGCCUGCAACGGUCCUCGUUCUUCGUCUCCCGUCCUUCGUCGACAUCUCUCGUCCUCGAACGCUCACCAGUUGACUGUUACCGUAGCAGAUAGUCGAUCCCGCUGGUGAACAUGGGGCGCGCUUUUUGUAUUCCCGCAGUGUUCUUUUUCUUCGCAGCUUUCGUCCUCCUAUUCAUCGUUUCCGUAUCUCUUCCCUACCUGACUGCUAUGGAUAUCACCCGUGUCCAUGCAGAUGGAAGCACUGAAUUGUCUGCUGCAAACGACACGAUCAGCCAGCUCAGAUUCGGUAUAUGGGCAUACUGCUACGACCUCACCAAUGGAAACAGAGUUUGCAGCACUACAGGUCACGGCUACUCCGUCGUUGUCAACGCUACCAACAAUUCGGUGACGAUUGGUUCAUCGUGGACCCGCGGCCUUGCCGUGCAUCCUGUCGCGGCGGGAGUAGCGUUCAUCGCGUUGCUGCUCGCCCUCUCCCAGCAUAUCACUGUCACUCUUUUUGCGUCCCUUGUCGGAUUUCUUGCUGCUCUCCUGGCGUUCAUUGCCUUCAUCAUUGAUGUUGCUCUCUUUGCGUAUGUCAAGGAUCAAAUGGGCAAUCUCGGCUUCGGCGGAAGUACCAUUACCGGCCCUGGUUUCUGGUUGACAUUCACCUCGAUGAUCCUCCUUGUUCUCGGUGGCUGUACCGUUUGCUUUGGUCGCCGGCGUAGAAGGAUGGCUAACGCAACCUCCACAUCGACCAGCCCCAAGGAGGGAUUCUUCAGCAGGUUCAGGCGGAACUAGGAAUUGUUCAUUCAUUUUUAUGUGUAUGUUCAUCGUCUUAAACGAAUGGCACGGC
Messenger RNA from Pisolithus orientalis, 855 nucleotides. Its product is annotated as pali-domain-containing protein. Gene Ontology annotation, cellular component: cell division site; growing cell tip; plasma membrane. The record is from RefSeq and is a predicted model, not a curated record. Bases 135 to 800 code for a protein of 221 amino acids. The transcript is spliced from 6 exons. Lineage: Eukaryota; Fungi; Basidiomycota; Agaricomycetes; Boletales; Pisolithaceae.